Messenger RNA from Penicillium nucicola, 894 nucleotides. RefSeq names its product SAP domain-containing protein. Gene Ontology annotation, cellular component: nucleus. The record is from RefSeq and is a predicted model, not a curated record. Gene Ontology annotation, biological process: poly(A)+ mRNA export from nucleus. Bases 1 to 894 code for a protein of 297 amino acids. Lineage: Eukaryota; Fungi; Ascomycota; Eurotiomycetes; Eurotiales; Aspergillaceae. The transcript has a single exon.
AUGGCGACCGACUACAGCAAGAAGACCAACCCUGAAUUGGUCGAGAUCCUCAAGUCUCGAUCUCUCCCUCACACUGGCAAGAAGGCCGAUCUCAUCUCGCGCCUUCAACAAGAUGACGAAAGUAAGCCCGCCGAUGCUUCCGCUGCCGCUGCCCCCGCCAAGACUGCCGAUGCCGCCGAGGAUGUCAUCGACUGGGACGACGAACCUACAGAGACUGCCGUGAAGCCGUCAACAGAAACCGGUGCUGCAGCCAUUGCAGCCGGUGGCCAGGGUGCCGUGCCGAAUCCUGUUGCUGUCCCCAACCAGAAGCUCGAUGAAAACCCUGCCACGACCGAUGACUUGAAGGUCGAGUCCGCCGGCGCCGCCGAAGUCGCCCCUCAGACCGAAGCCCCAGCUCAACCCGAAGCUGUCGUGGAAGAGAAGCCUGCUGUCGACUAUACUCGCGGACUGCCCGCAACGGAGCUAGAGGCCGAGUUGGCCAAGCGCAAGGCACGUGCCGAGAAGUUUGGCAUCAUUGAGGAUUCCGAGACCGCAUUGAAGGAGGCCACAAAGCAACUGGAGCGCGCAAAGCGAUUCGGUACCGGUGCCGAAGCUGAGACUAUCCCCGGUGAUGGUGUAAGUCGCCUGGACCAGGCACUUCCCGAUGAGCGCUCUCGCAAGAGGGGCCGUGAGCCUCGCGUCGACCAAGGCGGUCGGGGAGGCAAGAAGCGCGACACGGGCCGGAAUCGCAACCAGCGACGUGGAGACGGUAACCGCAACCGCGAUGGUGGAAACCGGACCAAUGCUGGUGUGAAGAAGCCCAACGCUGGUAAUGGAAGCGCACCCAAGAGCUUCAGUGAGAAGGACAAUGCUGCCAUGGAGGCUCGCAAGAAGCGAUUUGCAGCUGCUGCUUAG